This is a messenger RNA of Geodia barretti, 1114 nucleotides long. Lineage: Eukaryota; Metazoa; Porifera; Demospongiae; Tetractinellida; Geodiidae. The record is from the annotation of a GenBank genome assembly.
CCGCCUGCUGACCGACCUAAAUAUCCUUUUCCUUUGAGCAUGAAGUGCUCGAUACUGUGCGAUGUUGCCGACGGUCUCGCUUAUCUCCACGGGCGGUCGCCGCCCAUCAUCCACCGCGACCUGACCGCACAAAACAUAGUCCUGAAUGCGGAAUUGCAAGCAAAACUAGUGGAUCUGGGUCUCUCUCGUAUAGAGCCUCUAAUGACAGCCGCAUCAAGAAUGACUAUGCCACCCGGCACGCUAGUCUAUUUUCCCCCGGAGAAUGCCCGUGGAAUCCUGCAUGACCCUAGUGUAGACAUCUUCUCUUUUGGAGUUGUCACCAUUUUCACAAUCGGUGAAACCUUCCCCUGCGAUCUUCAAGAGCCAAACUACUUUGAUGAGGAGACUGGUGUGCUAGUAGCUCGCACUGAACUACAGCGACGCAGUGAGUACAUGCAAUACGUUAGAGUGCAACUAAGAGCCUGUGACCAGCUCCGAGAGGAUCAACCUCUAAUUCUGCUAAUCCAGCAAUGCUUGCACAAUCUCCCAGCUAAGAGGCCAAGUAUUCGUGAGGUGCUGCGCCUUUUGGGGGAGGCUAAAGCUGAUAUUAAAGACAACCAGGAGAUUGAAAGGAGUCAAAUGGAACAAGCUCUUCGCAGUGAGCUACCAAAGGAAAAGCUGCAGCCAGAAACGACUAUAAUUCCUAACUUGGAAAACCUUAUGGAAUUGCUCUAAGAAAAUCAGGUGAAAUAGUAAUCACUGAAUGGGGUGGAGACACUGUCCAUCCUCGGUAAAGACUUCCCUAAUGUUUGGAGAACGUGGGGAAAUGGCAGAGAGUAUGAAGUAUCCAGCUGGAGUAGCAAUUGACAAAGAAGAGAAGUAUAUUUAUGUCAGCAGCGAGCACAAGCUACAAAAGUUCAGUAGCCAGGGAGAAUUUAAGAAAUGUGUUGGUAAUGAUGGGAAGAAGGGAGAGUUUUACGAGUUUGAUGAUCCUCGUGGUCUAGCAAUAUACGAAGACAACCCUUUAUGUAAGUGACCGUAAUAAUCAUCGAAUUCAAGUUUUUGACCUCGACCUGAACUUCGUACGAUGUAUUGGCUCAUGUGGCGAUGGAAUUAAUGAAUUUAAACAACCAUU